Molecule: messenger RNA, 429 nt
Organism: Elephantulus edwardii (Cape elephant shrew)
Lineage: Eukaryota; Metazoa; Chordata; Mammalia; Macroscelidea; Macroscelididae
Gene: RLN3
Product: relaxin 3
Exons: 2
Coding region: 1-429 (142 amino acids)
Cellular component (GO): extracellular region
Molecular function (GO): hormone activity
Source: RefSeq, a predicted model, not a curated record
AUGGCCAAGCGCACACUCCUACUGCUGCUAGCAGUGUGGGUGCUGGCCGGGGAACUGUGGCUGCAGGCUGAGGCCCGGGCUGCACCCUACGGCGUGAAGCUUUGCGGCCGCGAGUUCAUCCGAGCCGUCAUCUUCAUCUGCGGGGGCUCACGGUGGAGACGGGCCGAUGUCCUGACCCAUGAAGCCAUAGGAGACGCCUUCUCAGACACGGAUGCCGAGGUGGACGGCCUAGCCGGCGAGCUGGACGAAGCAGUGGGCUCCAGCGAGUGGCUGGCCCUGACCAAGCCCCCCCAGACCUUCUAUGGAGGCCGGCCCAACUGGCAAGGGACCCCAGGGGCUCUACGAGGUGGCCGAGACGUUCUGGGUGGCCUCUCCAGCAACUGCUGCAAGUGGGGGUGCAGCAAGAGUGAAAUCAGCAGCCUCUGCUAA